AUGGACACACAGGACCACCACAAAACUUCAAAUGACCUUCAGGAGCAACUUCAAGCUCCGGCCGAAGAAAAUUUGCAGCUGCGUGAACAAAAUGAACGCCUUUCCACCAAAGUGGGCUACCUGGAGAGCAGACUGGGCCACCUGGCCGGCUCCAACACAGAUCUGUCCUGCCGGCUGGUCCAGAGUGAAGAGGGGAAGCUCAAGCUAUCUAAGGAGCUUGUGGAGGAGAAAAUCCAGACCAACAAGAUGAGAGAGCAGUUUGAAGAAGAGACGUUUGAGCUGAAAAACAAGAUAUUGAACCAAGCCAGUGUUCUAACACAGCUCGAGAUGAAACGAGACCGCUUAUUCAGGGAACUCCAGUCUGCUGAGGCUCUUCUGAAAAUGGGAGAAAAGAGCGGCCAAGACCUGACGGAGGAGCACGCCGCACUGAAGAAGAACUACCUAGCUCUGGCCGAGGCCCACGAGGAGGAGCUGGCCCAGAGUGAGAAGCUGAGCACUGAGCUGCUGACACUGGCCCAGGCCCAGGACGCCCUCCGAAGGCGGCUGGAGGAGCAGCAGCAGAGUGUGAAGACAAGCACCCAGGACCUGCACGGGGAGCUGGACAGGGUGCGGGUCUUGAUCGGCCGCAUGUCACGCAACAGAGUCAAGCUUGAGGAUCUGGCAGCGUUGGACAAAGAGCAAAAAACUAUGGAAAAAACUCUACUUGGAAACCAAGAUGAGAUCAAAGACAUGCUGGAGAAAAUGAAGAGCAGCUACGAGGAGCAGCAGAGAAAACUGGAGGAGAAAGUGGUGGCAAUGGCUGAAGAGCAUCAAGAGAACAAGAGAGCCAUCCAUAACCGCCAGCAGGAACUAUCUGAGCAGAGUGCGGCCCUGAUGUGCUCUCAGAGCCAAGUGAAGGAGGUAGAAGAAGAGAACUCAAAGCUGCAGCUUCAAGUCAAAGAGCUGAAUGAGGAAUACCGUGCAAGGCUGGUGUGCUAUUUACGGGACUUAGCCGAGUACAUUGAUGGACUUGGAGAAGGUGAAAGCUGUUCGGAGGCUUCUGAGACGAGGGCACACGUGGACAGCAUGCUCCAGGAUGUCCGUUCCUCCUACAGGGUCAGGGAGCAACAGCUCGCCUACGCUGCUCGCUCAUAUAAGAAGAGACUUCAGAAGCUCACCAAGACCCAUGAAGCUCUUCUUAUUGCAUACAGGGUUCAGAGGGACCAGAUCUUAGCCCAAAUGGAGUGCGGCCUUGACCCCGGACCCCCCGAAUCCAGCUUCAGCCUGGAGCCCACUGAGCUCAGAGAUGAACCUGAGAAGGAGCUCCAUCACCUUCGCCAGGACAAAGCGAGGCUGGAGUGUCAGCUGCAGGCGGCCAGGAAGCAGGGGGCUGUCAUCAAAAUGUCCAUGAAGAAUUUAAGCCGUCAGGAGCCGGCAUGCAAGGAAUCCUGGUCAGACAUGAAGAAACAGCUGAGGGAGAUCACAGACUCAACACUGGUGGUCUUUGAGAAGGAGCGCGCCCUUCUCCUCACCAGGGCAACAGUUGCAGAGGCGCAGGUGUGGGAGUUGCAGGACUUUGUUGACAACCACCUGGGCAGGUAUCAAGAGAAGAUCACGCGUCUCUUUCAGAGAGAGGAGGCCGGGCGCUCACAAAGUGGUGCUGCUCAUACUGGUGGCUUCUCAAUGAAAGGCCCCCAAAGAAAUCCGGCCUUGAGAAAAAAAUGCCUGGAAUGUUUGUAA
Molecule: messenger RNA, 1719 nt
Organism: Cyclopterus lumpus (lumpfish)
Lineage: Eukaryota; Metazoa; Chordata; Actinopteri; Perciformes; Cyclopteridae
Gene: ccdc78
Product: coiled-coil domain containing 78
Cellular component (GO): cytoplasm
Source: RefSeq, a predicted model, not a curated record